This is a messenger RNA of Homarus americanus (American lobster), 841 nucleotides long. It is a transcript of the gene ATPsyndelta, whose product is annotated as ATP synthase subunit delta, mitochondrial-like. The record is from RefSeq and is a predicted model, not a curated record. Gene Ontology annotation, molecular function: proton-transporting ATP synthase activity, rotational mechanism. NCBI's taxonomy places the organism in Eukaryota, Metazoa, Arthropoda, Malacostraca, Decapoda, Nephropidae. The transcript is spliced from 3 exons. Bases 1 to 576 code for a protein of 191 amino acids. Gene Ontology annotation, biological process: proton motive force-driven ATP synthesis.
AUGUUACUGGAAAUUUUGCUGGGUGCAUUUGUGCGUAAAUGCUGGAUGGACUUGGUAGACACAUCCAUUACAGGUAUGCAGCUGGAUAGUGACAAUUAUCCAGUGUCUGAUCCAGGCAAGGAUGAGCAUCAUCGUAUGAAUGAAAAUUCUUCACAAGAGACACACAAACAGAGGAUAAAACUAAUCUUAGUUAUCUUUUCUCAGGUGUUUUACAAUGGAGCAAAUGUAAGGCAGGUUGAUGUGCCGUCAUUUUCUGGGAGCUUCGGUAUCCUGCCCGCACACGUUCCAUCAUUGGCUGUGUUGAAACCUGGCGUCAUGACUGUGUUUGAGGCGGAUGGAUCUGCCAAGAAGUUCUUUGUCAGCUCUGGUAUUGUAACUAUCAAUGAGGAUUCAUCAGUUCAAAUUCUUGCGGAAGAAGCUGCUGGAUUGGACGAACUCGACCUUGGUGCAGCAAGGGAAAUUUUGUCUAAAGCCCAGUCUGAGGCAAGCAGUGCUGCCAGUGAAGAGGAUAAAGCAAAGGCCUUGAUUACAGUGGAAGUAGCUGAAGAAUUGGUGAAGGCUGCUGAAUCUGGAUAAGUUCCAGCAAAAUUGUAUAAAGUAAUUCUCUACUUCAAAGCUAACACAGCAGUUUUAUAAUGUCUGAUAUUUAUCUUGUGACAAGUUGUAGAAUGUACAGUAUAUUUAGUCAAAGGUAAACAAUAGACACACAGUUUUUCCAUUUCCUUUCAUUCCAAGAAUUUUCAAUUUUUUUUUUUAAACAUAUUCAAGGGAAAACUUUAAUCUUAAUGACCGAUUUGUAAGGUAUUGUCAAAUUUGAUGUAAAUAAAUAAGGUGAAAUUUG